AUGAGAUUACUAUUACAUGUAGUUCGGGCUCUUCUGACACUGCCGUCGUUCUAUCAUCAUGCUGUCUUCGUAUCAGCACAUCGAAAACCAUGGCGGCAAGACCCAGUAGAGUUCGAACAAGGCACGGCAGCAGCAGCAAUCAGUCGCACACCACUCGGGGAGCACGUGAGCACAGCCCAGCGACGGCGAUUGCACACAGUGGCAGACUUGCUCUUGGAAGUGUACCACACGCUCGCAGAUAUGCGCUACUUGGAUCCUGCAGGCAUCGAGACGGGACCGCAUGCCAUCGACAUCGACCUCUGUCAGCAGCAAGACAUAGCCGUCCCCAUCAUCUACCUCUACCAGAUUCUGCCCUACGUCAACACGUCCGAGGCAGGCCAGCAGGGAUUUGCAUUCGGAGGCCUCUUUACUGACUUCCGUGACCCUGAACUGCUGCGGCGAGCUCGAGACCCAUUCUACUCUGCUUGGGAGGACUGUGGUCCUGAUUGCUUGGCUGAGGAUCCUUUAGACCAGAAUUUACCGUACAUGGCGCCCUGGGCGACACCACUCACAGGCCUGGGCAAUCAUGGCGCUAUCAUCAUCUAUGAUUCAAAGCUCGAUGUCAUCAAGGUGAUUGACCAGCUGGACGAUCAAAGUCGAGAUUUGGCCUUGCAAGAUCUCCACACUCCAUGGCGCACGUCCAGCAACCGCAAUUCCAUCGACCAUAUCCCAGGCCGACCCGCAGCGGAUGUGCUCCGAGACAUGGUACAAUGGUACCGUAACCUCGAGCUCAUCCCGGGAGACGAUGUCGACAAUGGGGUCGAUGGCUGGGACCAUGAAAUUCUGAAAACCCUCUACCAGAAAGCCGGAUGGCCUGACAGGUUUGACGGUGAAGCGUUUGAGUUGUAUCUCGCACGUCAUCGAGCCCGAGAGCGUGCCAAGUACCAGCUUAAUGAGCCAUUGCAACAGGUCGACAAGUAUCAGCUAUGGGUUGAUCUCGCAGAGCGUGAGAUCACGACUGCGUUGGAGCGAAUCACGUCGGGCACCACUCCAGAUGAGCUGUGGCUCGCUGGUUUUGAGCUAUGGAAGAUGAAACGAAGUCAAGCUCGGAAUCUUCAGGAUCUGGAACGCGCACAAGCAGAAGCUAGACAUCUUUGCCCGCUAGGCGACUGUCUCACGCCCCAGGAUGUACUCCUGCUUGAAGUCGAACACUUGAGGUUUGAGCUUGAGCGCGCUUGGGCCGAUGAUCAUAGCCAUCCCAGGCAUCGUGCACAACGAAGGAAGAUACUGCAGCAAGCGUGGAAGGAGGCCGAGAAUGAAAUCAAACUUUUAUAUCCUCAGGAGUACGCAAAUUUCCCAAUUUUUCCAUACUUGCCUUGGGAAUGGUUCCAGAUGGAGUCUCUAAGGCUGCGUUCUACAUGCGAUUAUUUGAAAGAGGAGAUGAAAGAACUGGAGCUAUGGUUGUCCAAAGAGCUACCACCUUGGGCACACAACUCCCGCAAAGUUCUGCUAGAUGACCUGGAACGACUCGAAGAAUCACGGGAAGCUCAUCUAUGGCAAAUCCAAAACGACAUGAGAAGACAGAUCGCGAUGUGGACCACUUCCCGCCCGGAGGAGCUGCUGGGAUUCUGCAGGAUUGCUUGAAGUCU
Sphaerulina musiva SO2202 is the source of this 1628-nucleotide messenger RNA. RefSeq lists its product as uncharacterized. The transcript has 2 exons. The record is from RefSeq and is a predicted model, not a curated record. Lineage: Eukaryota; Fungi; Ascomycota; Dothideomycetes; Mycosphaerellales; Mycosphaerellaceae. Bases 1 to 1623 code for a protein of 540 amino acids.